Messenger RNA from Clupea harengus (Atlantic herring), 1653 nucleotides. Its product is annotated as cathepsin K-like. The record is from RefSeq and is a predicted model, not a curated record. NCBI's taxonomy places the organism in Eukaryota, Metazoa, Chordata, Actinopteri, Clupeiformes, Clupeidae. Gene Ontology annotation, molecular function: cysteine-type peptidase activity. Gene Ontology annotation, biological process: proteolysis.
AUCUACAACAUUAAAUUGUAUUUGUAUUGGCUAUAUGUAGAGAUGGUAUUUGACAGUAGUACAUGUUUAACAGCACAACAUACAAUUGCUUCAGUUUCACCCAGAAUGAUCCUUUGUGGAUUGGUGCUGUUGGUGUCUGGGUCUGUUUUGGUACACGCCACAUACAACCCAGCUCUGGAUACAGCAUGGGAGGACUGGAAAUCAACCCACCAGAAAGGGUACUUUGGUUUGGGUGAGGAGGACAUCCGCAGGACCAUCUGGGAGAAGAACAUGCAGCUGAUUGAGGCCCACAACCAGGAGUAUGAGCUGGGGAUCCACACGUACGAGCUGGGCAUGAACCACCUGGGGGACAUGACAACCGAAGAGGUUGUGGCGACGAUGACUGGUUUCAGACCUGAUAUGGAAGAAGAGAUCAACUCAACCUUUGUUCCUGACUCCAAAGCAGCACCUUCCUCCAUUGACUAUCGUGCCAUCGGCUAUGUCACCCCAGUCAAGAACCAGGGCUCCUGUGGCUCCUGUUGGGCCUUUAGUGCUGCUGGAGCUCUGGAGGGUCAGCUGAGUAAAAAAGAGAAGGACCUGGUGGAUCUGAGUCCCCAGAACCUGGUCGACUGUGUGGGGCAGGACAUGGGCUGCAAUGGUGGCUACAUGACCUACGCAUUUGACUACGUCCGCAGGAAUGGCAUAGCCGCUGAGAAAGCGUAUCCCUACACAGGGAUGGAUGAAAGAUGUCACUACAACUCUUCUAUGAAUAGAGCUUCAUGCAGAAGUUAUAGGCAGAUUAAGAAAGGGGAUAAGAAGAUGUUGAAGUUGGCACUGUCUCAGAUUGGCCCUAUUUCUGUAGCCGUUGAUGCAAGUCUGGAAAGCUUCCAUUUCUACAAGAACGGUAUAUACAAUGACUGGCAAUGCAGCCAUGAACAUCUGAACCAUGCCGUUCUUGCUGUGGGCUAUACCACUCGAUACUGGAUUGUGAAGAACAGCUGGGGCACGGAAUGGGGAGACAAGGGCUACAUCUACAUUAAGAAGGGCAGAAAUGUAUGUGGAAUCGCCAACAUGGCCAGCUAUCCAGUCGUGUGAAUGACAAAUGCUUAGUGAAGGAGUUGGGAUACAAGAUAUUAAUAAUAUGUCUUGGCAAUUGUUAAAAUAAUGUAGAGAAAUUAGAUCUCUGUAACUGCUUAAGUAUUGUGUGUUUAUCUGCUCUCAGCAUACAGAAAAUAUUUUAAAAAGAAAUAAAUAAACUCUGGAUAUCAGUGGCAUCUCGGUUUUAUUUUAUUGUUAUGCCUGUUUGUUAAACUGGUUUGUUUCCCCGUUAGUUCAUUGGUUAGUUAGUUAGUUACAUGAUCUUAUACUUGAUUCUGGAUUUCAGUUGUGCUCAAAGGCCACUGAACCAGACUGGGCCUCCGUAUUGCAAGAAACUUUGUAUGGUAGAGCCAAAAAACAGAAUGAAGAUUUCCUUACCAGCUCCAAAUAACCCGAGUCUCCUUAAAAAGUAGAUCCUCUGUUGUACCAUAUAGUAGGUCCAGGACAGUGCACUGUCCAGGUGUUAGAAUGAUCAUGUUUGUUUUAUGGUUUGGUUGUGAAUUGGAAUCGGUUGUUAAAAUAAAGAAGGGACAUUUUUAAAAUAAACUCUGGAUAUCACUGGCAUCUCGGGUUCGU